Aureobasidium musti is the source of this 720-nucleotide messenger RNA. NCBI's taxonomy places the organism in Eukaryota, Fungi, Ascomycota, Dothideomycetes, Dothideales, Saccotheciaceae. The record is from the annotation of a GenBank genome assembly.
AUGAAGGUCACCACUGUUGCUUUGGCUACUAUGGCCGCUGUUGCCUCUGCUGCACCUACCGCUGAGCCCGCCGCUGCUCCUGAGGCCGCAUUCUCCUCCUGGGGUAAGAAGUACCACCCUAAGCUUUGGAACGGCUGGGGCGAUGCUCCUGGUCAGGUCUACCGCCGCGAGGCUGAGCCUGCCUUCUCUUCCUGGGGCAAGAAAUACAACCCUCACCUCUGGAACGGCUGGGGCGAUGCUCCUGGGCAAGUCUACCGCCGUGAAGCUGAGGCCGACCCCGCCUUCUCCUCUUGGGGCAAGAAGUACAACCCUAAGCUCUGGAACGGUUGGGGUGAUGCUCCUGGUCAAGUUUACCGCCGUGAGGCCGAAGCUGACCCUGCAUUUUCGUCUUGGGGCAAGAAGUACAACCCUCACCUCUGGAAUGGCUGGGGCGAUGCUCCUGGCCAGGUCUACCGCCGUGAAGCUGAACCUGAGCCCGCUUUCUCGUCUUGGGGCAAGAAAUACAACCCUCACCUCUGGAACGGCUGGGGCGAUGCUCCUGGGCAAGUCUACCGCCGUGAAGCUGAGGCCGACCCCGCCUUCUCCUCUUGGGGCAAGAAGUACAACCCCAAGCUCUGGAACGGCUGGGGUGACGCUCCCGGCCAAGUCUACCGCCGCGAGCCCGAGGCCACCACCACCGAGGCUGCCGCAACCGAGACUGAAACUCCUGAAGCCAAGUAA